Rhizopus microsporus ATCC 52813 is the source of this 1148-nucleotide messenger RNA. RefSeq lists its product as uncharacterized. Lineage: Eukaryota; Fungi; Mucoromycota; Mucoromycetes; Mucorales; Rhizopodaceae. The transcript has 7 exons. The coding region runs from base 35 to 904 and encodes 289 amino acids. The record is from RefSeq and is a predicted model, not a curated record.
UUCUUUCUUUCUUCUUUUCUUUUGCAUCAAAAGCAUGGUUAAACUCAGCUGCCACAAAUAUGUACCUGCAUGUCCAAAGAACACAGAAAGUCCAAGUCGAUACAUUUUAAACGUUAGUCAACAACCCAUCCAAGCACGUAUCAGUACAAAUAACGAACGUGAUCGUAAACCUAUUGAUCCUCCACCGAUUGUUCAAAUCAGUUUAGCCGAUCCUUCUUCUCCGCAAGAAAUAGACACAUUUCAUCAAAGCUCCUAUUUUUUCAUGUGCAGCAAUCUAUGUCAUCCAACGAAUGAUGAAGAGAUUUAUACACCAACACACAAUGCUCUAUGCGGACAAACAGUCUCAUCUAUGUUUAAAUUAAAUGAUAUUGAUAACCAAUACAAAGCCUUUUUUAUCUUUGGUGACUUGUCAGUCAAAGUCGAAGGAAACUAUCGAUUGAAACUGUCUCUAUUUCAAAUUACAGAAACUGGCGCAAUCUGUCUUUCAUCCAUCUUCACUAAUCCCUUUAUGGUCUAUUCCGCAAAAGCUUUUCCUGGGCACUUGGAAUCAACUUUUCUCUCCAAGGCAUUUUCAGACCAGGGUGCACGUAUUAAAAUUCGUAAAGAAAAUCGUGCUCCACCAGUUAAUUUGCGUAAAAGAAAGCCUAUUCCUGACACAGAGCGAAGAAACAGCGUGACGAGUCACAGCAGUACAGAGGAAAGCCCGGUGCUGGUGAACCCACCACUGCCUCGUGUUACUUUACCUCCACUUUUUCCCUUAGACAAGAUGUAUCCAUCACCUCUUUACGUCUUCGACUUGAAGUUACCCCCGCUUCGACUGAAAAGAGCCAAAAUAGAUAACCAUGAGCAAAAUGCUGCUGUUGCCAUGAUGCAAUUAUCUCAACAUGUAUUUACAUCUAUUUAGACCUUAUUUUGUAAUAUUUAAUAUGUACCAUAUGGUUUUCUCAAGUUGCAUUAACCCUUAAUUGUUUAUACUUAAUUUAUGCUGGCAUUAACAUUAAAUAAAUCACUUAUUCUCUUUAGUUUACAUUAAAAAGUAUGCAAUGCACGUUUUUUGUAAUCAACUUCAAACUUGCUCCCUUUAAUGCCUCAUCUGACUGACUUCCCCCUAAAGUUGGCAUAAUUCACACACAAAAAAGACAUGCACA